AUGAAUGAAUUAAUAGUUUUUGACACGAAUCAUUCAAAAUCAAUAAAUGAUUGUGAAUUGGAUUAUUAUAGCAAAAAAUUGGCAACAUGUUCAAGCGAUAAUACAGUAAAAAUAUUUGAUGUAAGUCUUUCAAAAGAUCCUGUAUGUAUAGCCGAAAUAAAAGAUCAUAACUCAGCUGUUUGGAAAGUGUGCUGGUCGCACCCAAAAUUUGGAAGUCUUUUAGCUAGCUGUUCAUAUGAUAAAAGUGUAAUUAUUUAUAAAGAAGUAAGUAUAAACAAAUAUGAAAUGAUAUACUUCAAUAAUGAACACAAAAGUAGUGUUAACUACAUUGAAUGGUCACCACAUGAAUAUGGUUUGCAUUUAGGAUGUGCAAGUUCAGAUGGACAUAUUAGUAUAAUUUCUUAUUCUAUGAAUAAGGAUCCUAAUGAAGGACAUUGGAAUAAAAAUAGUAUAAAGGCUCAUCUGAAUGGAACGACAUGCUUAAGUUGGGAAAAGCCUUAUAAUUCCCUAUCAAAUAAUAAAAAUUUGAAUGAUACUGAUUUUAUAAAUUCAUUUAAAUUGGUUUCAGGAGGAUAUGAUAACCAAGUCAUUAUUUGGAUGUUUGAUAAUAACACAAAAGAAUUUCAUAAAAUUUUUCAGAUGAAUGAUAAACCACACAAUUCAGCUAUAAAAGAUGUUUCUUGGAGACCUAACAUAAAUAAUUCAACAAAUAUCAUUGCUUCUUGUUCAGAAGAAAAAAUAGUUAUAUUAUGGGUAGAAGAUGUAAGUAAUAACAGAUGGAAAAAUGGUCAGGUUAUAAAAUUAAAACAUAAAAUUCAUAAAAUAAGUUGGUCACCGAAUGGCACAAUUUUAGCAAUAGCCUGUAGUGACGAGAAUGCUUAUUUAUAUAAAGAAAACAUGGAAGGAAUAUGGGAAGAGAUAUGUAAUUUAAAUGAUGAUAAUUCUUUAUCAGAUUCCUUUAAUUUACCAAAUGAAACAAAUAAAAAUAAUUUUCCUAUUAAUCAAGAAAAUAUAUCUUUAACAAAUAACACGCAGUUUGAUGAAUAUAAUACUUCAUAUAUGAAUGAAAAUUCAAAUAUUUCAAGUAUUAACAUGAAUUACCCAAAUAAAGGUAUUAAUAUAAAUAAUAUGCAUCAAUUAAAUUAUCAAAAUAACAAUUCCUUUAAUUCUUCUUCUCAAGAAAAUUAUGGAGCAAAUACAAAUUCAUUAAAUCUUCAAUAUGGAAAUUCACGUACGCAAGAAAAUAUGAAUUUAAAUAGUUCAAUUCAAGUUAAUCCAAUUCAAAAUAGUGCAGCACAAAAUAAUUUAAAAAAAAAUAACCCAAUGCAAAAUAAUCCAAUACAAAAUAAUCCAACACAAAACAUAUCAAGCGUACAUCAAAACAACCUCUAUGGUCAAACAUCUUCACCAACUGUUCCAUUAAACCCUAAUAUUCAUAAUUUUAAAAAUAAUGCAAAUCAACAAAAUUCAUCGCAAAGUUAUUUAAUGACGCAAAACAAAAAAAAUAGCACAAGUGUUGCAUCAAAUAUAAAUAGUUUUCAAAUGGGCAUACCACCACCACCUCCACCUCCUCCCCCAUCUUCACAAAAUAGUCCUUAUGGAAAUUCGAACUUUUCUUCUCAACAAUUACCAAAUUCUUCGUCUAAUUCAUAUCAACCUAAUUCAACUUCACCAUACUUUGCCCCACCACCACCAGCAUUAACAACAGCAGGGACAACAAAUCCAAUGAUAAAUAAACCUAAUUUUUCACCAUCCUCACAAAUAUCUACUAAUUUUACAUCACCUCAACUUUCAACUUUUCCAAAAGCAGCUACAUCUUCAGUACAACAUCCCUCAUUUUCAACUAUAAAUACAAAUAAAACUAAUUUCACACCACCCUCUCAGAUAACAAAUUUACCUAAUUCUUCUAAUUCAAUGCAACCACCCCAAUUUCAAAAUAUUAAUUCCAAUAAAACUAAUUUUAGUGCUCAACCUCCCCCACCACCACCACCUCCAUUUCCUUCCACAUCGACUUCACAAACUAAUGUAAAAGGUAUAAAUAAAAAAAAUAGUUUUUCUAAUUUUAAUUCUAAUGUGAAUCAAACAAAUAUACCUACCACCAAUUCUGCUAUGCAACCUACUAAAAAUAUGAAUGCUAAUUAUCCUCAAAUGGGUUAUCAUCCACCACCCCCACCCCCUAUGAAUGCAGUGAAUGAAACUAUUGUGAAGCCAACUAAUCAAUUCACUUAUCCUAAUUAUAAUACUUCACAACAAAAUACAAACAUUAAUAAUUGA
This is a messenger RNA of Plasmodium gallinaceum, 2274 nucleotides long. Its product is annotated as protein transport protein SEC13, putative. Gene Ontology annotation, biological process: protein import into nucleus; COPII-coated vesicle budding. Gene Ontology annotation, cellular component: COPII vesicle coat; nuclear pore outer ring. Lineage: Eukaryota; Apicomplexa; Aconoidasida; Haemosporida; Plasmodiidae. Gene Ontology annotation, molecular function: structural molecule activity; protein binding. Bases 1 to 2274 code for a protein of 757 amino acids. The record is from RefSeq and is a predicted model, not a curated record. The transcript has a single exon.